Messenger RNA from Nicotiana tabacum (common tobacco), 4358 nucleotides. Lineage: Eukaryota; Viridiplantae; Streptophyta; Magnoliopsida; Solanales; Solanaceae. The record is from RefSeq and is a predicted model, not a curated record.
ACCUCGCCCAUGCCGAAAACGAAGAAAGAUAGAAGAGAGCCGCCACCUACCCCCUCUGACGCUGUGCAGACUCUCUCCUCUUUCCUUUUGCCUUCGUUGCCCUCAUCUGCGUUUCCUGAACAAAAAUCCCUCUCCUACCUAUGAUUUUGGUUCCUUUGUUUCGUUAUAUUAAAACUCAAUCUGGAAUAGUUUGAUUAGAUAAGGACUACCUUUUUUACGCUUUAUCCACCGCCCUCUCUUCAAACCCUUAUUUUUCACGUGAUCUGCUCUAAGUCGACUCAUCUUAUCAUUCCAAAAACCUUCUAAACAACGGAUCUGAGAUUUCUUUAUAACGCUUUUUUUAUUCAUAAAGAUCUGAACUUAUUUGGUUAUUUUCGUUAAUAACUUAAUUCUGUAUACAAUUUACGGUAUUUAUAUAUAUACACAUAUCUCUUAAAAAGAUUGUAAACAACUGAACCUGGUGGUUUAAUAUGUCGAUUGCUUCGAGUUCUGUGAACAAUGGCAUGGUUAUGCCAUCGCCGGCCAAGAGUCUGGCGGGCCAUCAAUUGAAUGCUAUGCCUUUGUGCAGAGUCGGUGUUGGUCUGGGCAGAACUACUAGGGCCUCUAGAAGUUUAGCUAAGAGGACUACCGGUUUCGAUAAGAGGUUUUACGGAGCCAAACUCCGGGCCUCGGGUUCUGAAAGGUUGCACCUUUGGCAAUCAGAUGGGCCGGGCCAGGCUCCGAAGCUUAAGGUCGUUGUUCGUUCUGCAUUGUCUAAUGUGCCGGAGAAGCCACUCGGCCUUUACGAUCCGUCCUUCGAUAAGGACUCUUGUGGUGUUGGGUUUGUGGCUGAACUUUCCGGUGAAAGCAACCGGAAAACGGUAACUGAUGCUGUUGAGAUGUUAGUUCGGAUGUCUCAUAGAGGCGCGUGUGGUUGUGAGACUAAUACUGGAGAUGGGGCCGGUAUUCUUGUGGCUUUGCCUCAUGAUUUCUACAAGGAGGUAGCAAGUGAGGUGGGAUUUGAGCUACCACCACCUGGCCAGUAUGCAGUUGGGAUGUUCUUCCUACCUACCUCUGAAAGCAGAAGGGAGCAAAGCAAAAUUGUAUUUACAAAGGUGGCUGAGUCGCUCGGUCAUACAGUUCUUGGAUGGCGUCCAGUCCCUACAGAUAAUUCAGGACUGGGCAAGUCGGCAUUGCAGACAGAACCUGUCAUUGAGCAAGUGUUUCUGACACCAACUCCUCGGUCAAAGGUCGACUUUGAGCGGCAGAUGUAUAUUUUGAGGAGGGUUUCAAUGGUAGCGAUCCGAGCUGCUUUAAACCUCCAACAUGGUGGCGUGAGAGAUUUCUAUAUAUGCUCUCUUUCUUCAAGGACUAUUGUUUACAAAGGUCAGUUGAAGCCUAAUCAGUUGAAGGAGUACUACUAUGCAGAUUUGGGCAAUGAAAGGUUUACGAGCUACAUGGCCCUGGUGCAUUCUAGGUUCUCUACAAAUACCUUUCCUAGUUGGGAUCGUGCUCAACCCAUGCGUGUUUUGGGUCAUAACGGGGAAAUUAACACACUUCGAGGCAACGUGAACUGGAUGAGGGCUCGUGAAGGUCUUCUUAAAUGCAAAGAGCUUGGCCUUUCGAAGACAGAAAUGAAAAAGCUCUUGCCCAUUGUUGAUGCCAGUUCAUCUGACUCAGGAGCUUUUGAUGGUGUACUUGAGCUUCUGCUUCGAGCUGGUAGAAGCCUCCCAGAAGCUGUAAUGAUGAUGAUUCCUGAAGCCUGGCAAAAUGACAAGAACAUGGAUCCUAACCGCAAAGCAUUGUACGAGUAUUUUUCAGCUCUCAUGGAACCAUGGGAUGGACCUGCCCUUAUAUCAUUUACUGAUGGGCGCUAUCUUGGAGCUACAUUAGAUCGGAAUGGUCUGCGUCCAGGUCGCUUUUAUGUCACAUACAGUGGCAGGGUUGUUAUGGCAAGUGAAGUUGGAGUAGUUGAUAUUCCACCUGAAGAUGUAUGCAGAAAAGGUCGACUAAACCCUGGAAUGAUGCUUCUGGUGGACUUUGAGAACCAUGUUGUUGUAGAUGAUGAAGCUUUGAAGCAGCAGUACUCUCUUGCAAGACCUUAUGGACAGUGGCUUAAAAGGCAAAAGAUAGAGCUGAAAGACAUUGUUGAGUCUGUAAAUAAAUCCUACAGGGUCCCUCCACCCAUUGCCGGAGUUUUGCCUGCGUUAAAUGAUGAUGACAGUAUGGAAAAUAUGGGGCUUCAUGGUUUAUUGGCUCCAUUAAAGGCCUUCGGUUACACUGUGGAGUCUUUAGAAAUGCUGCUACUCCCAAUGGCAAAAGAUGGUGUCGAGGCUCUUGGUUCAAUGGGAAAUGAUGCUCCAUUAGCAGUGAUGUCUACUAGAGAAAAACUUACAUUUGAGUAUUUCAAGCAGAUGUUUGCUCAAGUCACAAACCCUCCUAUUGACCCUAUAAGGGAAAAAAUUGUUACGUCUAUGGAAUGUAUGAUUGGUCCUGAAGGAGAUCUUACAGAGACCACUGAAGAACAGUGUCACCGCCUCUCACUCAAGGGACCUCUUUUGUCCAUUGAAGAAAUGGAAGCUGUGAAAAAGAUGAACUACAGAGGGUGGCGCAGUAAGGUUCUUGAUAUUACCUUCUCCCGAGACCGUGGUACGAAGGGUCUCGAGGAGACCUUAGAUAGGAUCUGCUCUGAAGCGCACAGCGCGAUUCAGGAGGGUUAUACAACAAUCAUUCUUUCUGACAGAGCCUUCUCGCCAAAGCGUGUUGCUGUGAGCUCUUUAUUGGCUGUUGGUGCUGUCCAUCAUCAUUUAGUUAAAAAGCUUGAGCGGACUCGUGUUGGACUGAUUGUUGAAUCUGCUGAGCCACGAGAAGUACACCAUUUCUGUACAUUGGUAGGAUUUGGUGCUGAUGCUAUCUGCCCUUAUUUGGCUGUAGAAGCUAUAUGGAGACUACAGGUUGAUGGAAAAAUCCCACCAAAGUCAACUGGUGAGUUCCAUUCCAAGGAUGAGCUUGUCAAGAAAUACUUCAAAGCAAGUCAUUAUGGCAUGCAGAAGGUUCUUGCAAAAAUGGGCAUAUCAACAUUGGCAUCGUACAAGGGCGCUCAGAUUUUUGAGGCAGUUGGCCUUUCGUCAGAAGUGAUGGAAAGGUGUUUCAAAGGAACCCCUAGCAGAGUGGAGGGUGCAACUUUUGAUGCACUUGCAAAGGAUGCACUCAAGCUGCAUGAACUAGCAUUCCCAUCACGAGCCUUGGCUCCCGGGAGUGCAGAGGCUGUGGCACUCCCUAAUCCUGGUGAUUAUCAUUGGAGAAAAGGUGGUGAGAUUCACCUUAAUGAUCCACUUGCCAUCGCAAAAUUGCAGGAGGCUGCACGAACUAAUAGUGUAGCUGCCUACAAAGAAUAUUCUAAGCGUGUGCAGGAAUUAAAUAGACAAUGCAAUUUAAGGGGACUUUUGAAGUUUAAAGAGGCAGAGGUGAAAGUUCCUCUGGAAGAAGUUGAACCAGCAAGUGAGAUUGUAAAACGUUUUGUUACUGGAGCCAUGAGUUAUGGAUCAAUCUCUUUGGAGGCACAUGCUACUCUUGCUAUGGCAAUGAACAAAAUUGGGGGCAAAUCUAACACAGGUGAGGGUGGUGAGCAACCAUCUCGGAUGGAGCCUCUUCCUAAUGGUUCAAUGAAUCCAAAAAGAAGUGCAAUUAAGCAGGUUGCAAGUGGUAGAUUUGGAGUCUCAAGUUAUUACCUCACAAAUGCGGAUGAGCUACAGAUAAAAAUGGCUCAGGGAGCCAAGCCUGGAGAAGGGGGUGAACUUCCUGGACACAAGGUCAUUGGUGACAUAGCUGUCACUAGGAACUCCACAGCUGGAGUUGGACUAAUUAGUCCUCCUCCUCAUCAUGAUAUCUACUCUAUUGAGGAUCUUGCACAGUUGAUUCAUGAUCUUAAGAAUGCAAAUCCGGGGGCACGUGUAAGUGUCAAGUUGGUUUCUGAAGCUGGCGUUGGGGUUAUUGCUAGCGGUGUUGUCAAGGGACAUGCUGAUCAUGUCUUGAUCUCCGGUCAUGAUGGAGGCACGGGUGCCUCAAGAUGGACUGGUAUCAAGAGUGCCGGGCUUCCAUGGGAACUUGGUCUUGCAGAGACCCAUCAAACUUUAGUGGCUAAUGACCUCCGUGGCCGAACAACACUGCAAACAGAUGGCCAAUUGAAAACUGGAAGAGAUGUGGCUGUUGCUGCUCUUCUUGGUGCGGAGGAGUUUGGUUUCAGCACUGCUCCCCUCAUAACACUUGGCUGCAUAAUGAUGAGAAAAUGCCACAAAAACACUUGCCCUGUGGGAAUUGCGACUCAAGAUCCAAUUCUUCGGGAGAAGUUUGCUGGAGAACCAGAACAUGUCAUAAAU